AUGUGUGACUUUGAGAGUCCCUACUCUUGGAAUGUGGACAGACAUGUGAGAAGCCAUUACUCGAAUGGACUCUUCAAGUGUACGAAAUGUAGUUUUGCUUGCGAUAAGAAACAAGCGCUCACCGUUCAUAUGACUCAACACCAUAGAGACAGAGCCGGUGAACAACCAACGGGUGAUUCCGUUGAAGUGGAUCCCAAUCGAGACAUACAACUGAAGAUAGAGGACAGUGAGAGACAAGUAGUAAAUCAAAGUAUUGGUGAAGACAUGGAAGGAGAAGGCGAAUCGUUGGCCCACUUAUUCACACAGAGUAUGGAAGAGGGGCCGCAAACGAGCUCUCCUUCGACUUCGAGUCGAUUGCCGACCACUUUUGUGAGACAAACGGAUGGGAAGAUUGUGGCCAAACAAGGAGUUCUCAAAAAGUGUAAAUAUUGUAACUUUCAAACCGACACUUUUGCUAAACUCCAGAAGCAUGAGGCGGCCUAUCAUCCCGAGAAGAAGUUCAAGUGCCCUCUCUGUGAGAUUAAGUUCGAGAACUUGGUGUGGCUUCAGCGACAUCUGACUCAUAUGCAUCAGGAGGACACUGAGGCCAACAACAUCGUCACCAUUUUGGAACAACUCAAUCCCAAACGCAAACGCAAUAAACCCAUUCCCUCGACAUCCACUCCACUCUCGCAAAGCAUUCCUGAGGUGUUGGCUGAAGGCCUUCCCAAACAACCAAACGUUCAAAUGAAACGCAAACACGCGCCACAAGACAAGAAUCCCACCCAAUGCCAAGUUUGCGGAUACCAAACACGUUGGAUAUCAGAACUUGAGAAGCAUAUGAGAGUUCACACAAAGGAAAGACCCUUUUCUUGUCCUUAUUGUUCGUUUAAAAGCAAAUGGAAAGGAGAUCUGAAUCGACACAUUCAGAAAUAUCACAGUCGACUCCCGAUGCCUGACUUGAAUCUAAUGGAGCAACAGAUUCAGUCGCAAUCAGACGGAAAUCAAACACUCGACCCCUCAAUGGAUUGGACACAAAAACCCAUUCUUCCAGAAUUUGGUGCUGAGAUGUCCGCUGAGUAUGAAAAAGACGCGUCGAUCCUAUCAGGAGAACAAGAUUAUGACGACUACAACGAAGAGAUGGAAGAAAUCAAAAUGGAUGACAAACCACUUCCGGAUGACUACGAAGAGAGACCCCUUGUAUUCGACGACUUGUCGGAUGACAAUGAAGACGCGCCUGAUAUGGGCGAUGAGGACGACGUGGAAAACGAAUUGCAAAUUGAUUUCGAGGACAGAGAGGUGUCGACGCCCACAGAAAACGCGGGCCCUUCUGACUCACCCCAUGAGGUGACCAAAUCUGGCAAAGUAAAGAUGUAUCGGUGCUCGUACUGUGACUUCACGUGCAGUACUGCCAGUCGUUUUCACGUGCAUUUCGUGCAACAUUUAAAUACAAAGCCAUUCCAGUGUUCAGUGUGUGGCCACCGGUCUAACUGGGAAUGGGAUGUAACCAAACAUAUUAAGAUGAAAUCCCAAAGAGACCCCAAGCACGUGGACGCCAAAGCCAUGCUUGUCCACGAGUCGGGCAAACGAGACUAUUCCAAGUAUAAUAAGUACGUGGUUUGGGUCAACCAGAGGGAAGUGAUGGCCAAUAAUACCUCUAAUCCCAAGAUUGACUUCAGAGCCAAAAGGGCGCGCUUAGAGCCAACCGAUGGCGUCGAAUACGAAGACAAUGACAUGAAUCAGACCAAUGAAGUGAAAUAUGAAGUGGAAUAUGAAGAGGACAACAGUUACAACUGUCCCGAUCCUGAGAGUAUUGUCAUCACUCCAGACAUCUGUUUUGAAGUCCAGGGCGAAGACCCAACUAAUGCUAACGUGGAGUACAAUCAAGGCUUCAAUCCUGCCUUUCAACCCAAUGUUCCCUACAAUUCAAACCCCACUCCAUCUGCUUCUGAAGACUUGAGACUUCUUCAGUGCUCUUACUGUGAAUUUAAGCACAAAGAAAGCAAAGUAAUGGUGAGUCACUUGAGUAGUCACGCCGGUAUGAAACCCUAUCGAUGCCGGCGCUGUGGCUUUGACUCUAACUGGAGGGAAGUGGUUGUCCGCCAUUGCAUUGCGAGACAUCAAAGCAAUUCUGAAGACGUGGAACAGCGAUUCAGAUGUACUGUCAAUAAGACAAUGUGCAAAAUAAUUGAUGACAACAUUGCGCCCAAAGUUAUCAACUCUGCCCCGGCAUCUCAUCUGCCGAGUGCUGUUCAAGCCUUUCAAGAAUCGCAUCAAAGCGUACGGAUCAGUGGCUUUAAAGGAAGUUUUCGUUGCGAUUUGUGUCCCUUUAGGGCUGAGAAAGCGUUUCACAUGGAUUUCCACGUUAAACGACAUCAACCUUCCAGUGGACCGUUUAAAUGCCCGCACUGUCCCUAUUGGGUGAACGCAAAGAAGUCGUUAGUAAAGCACAUGCUUUUGCACGCAGACAACGAUAAUAGUGUGACCCGUGAGGACAAUAGGGCUCAGAAUAGCGCCAGUAUUGAGACCGGAGUUGAAGGCUUUAAUGAGAGCAGCAGUCAAUUGGAUGACGAUAUGGGCGACGAUAACGAGAGUGAGAACGGAUUAGUCAUAUAUGAGAACGAAGACAAUGAGAGUCAGGUUUUCAUGAAUCAGAGAAAUUUAAACCCAAUGGCCCGACAGUCGGCGAGUUUUCACCGCCCAAAUAGGAAUUCUUCGUAUUCUUGUACUCUCUGUACUUAUUCUGUCAGUUAUCUCCAUCUCCUGAACCAACACAUGAAAGUCCAUUACCAGAACUCCGGUGACAUUCAGGAGCCCAUCAAUUAUUGCGAAAUACCUCCCGAAGCGGACUCGGAGUUUAUGGAUGAAUCCGAUGAUAGAGACGAGUCUGACAUCCCAUUCACUUGGGUUCAGAUCGGAAACAAUAAACGCAAACUAUUUCAGUGCCGCUUCUGUUCGACUACUUCUAAGAGGAGAACCUAUAUCUUCGUUCACGAAAGACUCCAUUCAACCAAUAAUAACGAGACCUUCAAGUGCUCGCGCUGUCAGUUCGAGACCCGAGACUCCAAUCACUUCUUGUCUCAUCUCAAUCAACACAAAAUUGAUGAAAAUGAAGCACAAAAUGCAUCAGAUGUUCAAAAGUCUCCAUCAAAUGAGACUAAAUUCGGUGCGCCUUCAGUCUCAGUGAUUGACGUCAAUAACAUCAGACACGGAAGCAGAAGAAUGUUUUCAUACGUGUGCCCCGACUGUCCGGCGGCCUUCAAAAGUCCUGGAGAUCUGAAAAUUCAUUCCGCUUUUCACGGCGCAGAACAUCCACAUCACUGUCCGUAUUGUAACUAUAAAGCGAAGAAUAAGCCACAGCUCUGUAAGCACCUGUACGUCCACACGGCUGAGUACAUCACUAAGAGAGCCAACUCCUAUCCCGACGGCACUAAACUUCUUAUCGGAGACGCUGUCGAUCAUAUGAAACGCGAUCUCCGGUCUCCUCAGAUCGACAAUUCGGUUGCAUUCCAGGCCCAAUCGGGCGCCACUUCUUUGCUCAAGAAGACUGACUCUCAGUCCAGCUCUAUGUGUGAGGCGUCCACUCCUUUGUCGGGUUCAGUCGCCACUCAAAUAGUUCCCAAAAGGGCCGCACUUUUCUCCAGUGUUGGACAGACUUCUCGACAACAAAUGAUUUUAUUAGAGAUGAAUGAAUCGAAUGCUUAUUUGGAUAAAAUCAGAUCAGGAGUUAAGCAUCGAUUUAUCUACAGGUGCUCUCAUUGUCCGGCAUUACAUAACUAUCAAUCGUAUGCUUCAGUUUCUCACUCCGUAUAUAACCACCGGUGCCAUCGAUGUCCGGCCGCCUUCUCCAAGAAGUCACGCCUCGAAAAACAUGUGACACUUCACGGACUCGACGCUAAGUGGAAGUGCGAUCAAUGCGAUUAUGCCGUCCAUUACGCGGCGACACUCGUUAAACACAGAGCCUGUCAUCAAAUGAAUCCUGACUUUAAGACCGAUAAUGCAGACAAUCAUUUGGAGGCAUCAGAACUCAAACAAAUGGCUAACAUUCAAGAGUCAAGUGACACCACCAAAGACACCGAUUUGAAUAAAAAGUCUCAAAUCAGUUCGUCGACAUCAACAGAGGCCAUACCUCUCGCAGACAAUCCCAACGCCGAACCCAAUGAGAGUGAGAAGGAAGAGAAGAUUCUCUUCUGUUGCGAUCGCUGUCCUUAUGUUCACCACCGAAGAGAUGCCGUUCAGAGUCAUCUCAAACGACACGACCAACAGAUCCGUAACGUUCGCGACGGAAAACAGUGUCCGUAUUGUGACUACACAUGCCUUCAGCCCUCAUAUCUAAGAGAACACAUUCAGUGGCACUUCGAGCCCAUUCACGAGCGUAGACCAGCCCUCUUCACAUACUUCAAUGAUAUGGAGGUUUGGAAAUUAGAAACUCUUGAAUGCGAACAAAAUGGACACAAAGAGGACGACAAGAGUGAAGGAGAAGCCAAGCAAUUGUUGUUCAAAGAUCUCGGAAUCAAUUACGAUAUUCAGCAACGAUUCGAGCCCUUAGAAAGCGACGAAGAGUUGUAUGAAUUGUAUAACGGAUUCGAAAACAACUAUUCCGACAGCGAUUCCGAAGAAGACAAACCUCCAGUUGACGAGUCGAGUGAUGCCAUUCCCGCCAAUGAGUUGUGUUGA
Oppiella nova is the source of this 4656-nucleotide messenger RNA. Lineage: Eukaryota; Metazoa; Arthropoda; Arachnida; Sarcoptiformes; Oppiidae. The record is from the annotation of a GenBank genome assembly.